Molecule: messenger RNA, 2063 nt
Organism: Humulus lupulus (European hop)
Lineage: Eukaryota; Viridiplantae; Streptophyta; Magnoliopsida; Rosales; Cannabaceae
Product: NADP-dependent glyceraldehyde-3-phosphate dehydrogenase
Exons: 9
Coding region: 203-1693 (496 amino acids)
Molecular function (GO): lactaldehyde dehydrogenase (NAD+) activity
Source: RefSeq, a predicted model, not a curated record
CCUCACCAAACCACUUCUCCCAAAAGCCAAACCAAACCCACACCAGUCACUCUUACUCUCACCUCCUCUGCUCUUCUUCCUCACCCCCAAACUCUCAUCACCUGAACUUCUACACAUAUAAGAAAACUUGGGUUGUUAUCAAUUCAUUUAGAAAAGGGAAAAGAAUUCUCCCUUUCUUAUUUUUUCUUUUGGUUGAGAAAUUAUGGCUGGGACUGGAGUUUUUGCAGAUGUUAUUGAUGGAGAUGUGUACAAGUACUACUGUGAUGGAGAGUGGAAGAAAUCUUCUUCUGCUAAAAGUGUUGCUAUAAUUAACCCCACUACUCGAAAGACCCAGUACAAGGUUCAAGCUUGCACACAAGAGGAGGUGAACAAGGUUAUGGAGAUAGCCAAAGCAGCUCAAAAAUCAUGGGCAAAGACUCCUCUUUGGAAACGAGCUGAGCUACUUCACAAAGCGGCUGCUAUUCUCAAGGAGCACAAAGCUCCAAUUGCUGAGUGUCUCGUUAAAGAAAUUGCUAAACCAGCCAAAGAUGCUGUCACUGAGGUUGUGAGGUCUGGAGAUCUGGUGUCUUAUUGUGCGGAAGAAGGGGUUAGGAUUUUGGGAGAAGGGAAGUUUUUGGUUUCUGACAGUUUUCCCGGAAAUGAGAGGACCAAGUAUUGUCUCACUUCAAAGAUUCCUCUAGGUGUGGUAUUAGCUAUUCCACCAUUUAACUACCCUGUCAACCUUGCUGUCUCAAAAAUUGCUCCUGCACUUAUAGCUGGAAACUCCCUUGUGCUCAAGCCCCCAACUCAGGGUGCUGUGUCAUGUCUCCACAUGGUGCACUGCUUUCACUUAGCUGGGUUUCCCAAAGGCCUUAUUAGCUGUGUCACUGGGAAGGGGUCUGAGAUUGGUGACUUCCUUACCAUGCACCCUGGAGUAAACUGUAUAAGCUUCACCGGUGGAGACACAGGUAUUGCAAUCUCAAAGAAGGCAGGCAUGAUACCUCUCCAGAUGGAGUUGGGAGGAAAAGAUGCAUGCAUUGUGCUUGAGGAUGCUGAUCUGGAUUUGGUGGCUGCAAACAUCAUAAAAGGAGGCUUUUCUUACAGUGGUCAAAGGUGCACUGCUGUUAAAGUUGUUUUGGUAAUGGAAUCCGUUGCUGAUGACCUUGUUGAGAAAGUGAAGGCCAGGGUAGCAAAACUGAGUGUUGGACCACCUGAGGUAGACAGCGAUAUCACUCCUGUUGUUUCCGAAUCUUCAGCGAAUUUCAUUGAAGGAUUGGUUAAGGAUGCUAAAGAGAAAGGAGCAACAUUUUGCCAGGAGUACAAAAGAGAGGGCAAUCUUAUCUGGCCUUUAUUAUUAGAUAAUGUCAGGCCUGAUAUGAGAAUUGCAUGGGAAGAGCCAUUUGGACCAGUUUUACCAGUUAUUAGGAUUAGCUCUGUUGAAGAAGGAAUCCACCACUGCAAUGCCAGCAAUUUUGGACUCCAGGGUUGUGUCUUCACAAGGGACAUCAACAAGGCAAUCCUAAUUGGCGAUGCAAUGGAGACUGGAACCGUUCAGAUAAACUCUGCACCAGCUCGUGGACCAGAUCAUUUCCCAUUCCAGGGCAUAAAAGACAGUGGCAUUGGGUCACAAGGGAUCACAAACAGCAUUAACAUGAUGACCAAAGUGAAGACCACUGUUAUUAACUUGCCAACUCCUUCUUACACCAUGGGUUAGUAGUAAUACCCUUUUAAGGAAUUGGAUAUUCAAAUUCAAGAGUACUUAGUGUUGUAGCAGAUGAGUAGUGGUACUAUGUGAUCAGAAGACUUAUAAAUAAUAAUUGUAUUAUAAGUAUAAUUAUUAUUUAGUAAUUGAGUAUUAUUAGAAAGUAAAAAUAAUGUGAAGACUCUUGCUUGCUACAAUAAUCUACUUUGUAGUUAUGAUGUAAAUGCAAGAAAGAAAACAAGAAGAAAAAUAGAAAGAGAAUGGUUUUCUUUUGCUUCUGUUGUAAUUGUUUGCUAUGUUAACCAAAAAGGUUAUAAAAUCUUCAUAUGAAUAAGAACUUGGCAUAUUGUAAAGCCUUAUUUAUUGGCUUAUUUCUAGUUCA